CCACCGUUUGGUUCAUUGUCAUUCUCCUUGUUGUAGCAGAAUGUCGACGUCGGUGGAGUUGCGGCGGCGGGCCCGAAGGCUAUGAAGAAUUGGCCAUGGCUGAGCGUGCAGACCUACGGUGGGAGCGAAAUUCGAAGGAAAUGAGAUUAACUACACCGAGCGCUACAGACUUUAUGGGCGGAUAGAUGUUUGAUUGUCCUGAAUGUCUGCUGUAGGAUGCACGUAUCAGUACUUCAGGUUAACCUUUUCUCGGCAAUGGAAUCACUAGAAAGGUACGUCAGAAACUUGUAGAUUACAUGCCGAGGCUCAACAGGAUCUGAGUACGUAAGCAAGGUACUAUGAUCUCACCUCAUUCAAUUUCUUGAAAUUUUAAUGGCCUCCUCAAGAAUUUACUGCGAAUUUUUUCUGAAUGUUUCUCGAACAAACUCUAUCCAUGUGGUAGAACUCCACGGCUUCGCGGAAACUAGUGCAUGGAUAUACUGCGGAGAAUUUAGCCUCGGAUCUUUUGAUCAAUGUGAAAUUUUCCUCUUUUCGGAUGAUAUGACGCUCAUAAACCGUAUCUGAAUGUCGAUACUGAUGACGCGCGAUAUGUUGGGAAAUUCUGACACUAAUUUCCUAUUGCCAGUCACUCGAUACCUUUGUCUGGUGCCAUUGUCGGUGGUCAUGGAAAAAGGGACUGACAUCUUUCAUGAUUGCCAUGACCAGAAAGAGCACAGUCAAAUGACGUCCUAUUGUCUAUACCGUAGUCGUAAUAUCUGGACAAACCCGUAGAUACAGGGAAAAAGUGCAUUUCUGAAGAACUCUCGUGUACUUAUACUAUGGCAUUAAAGGUAUAAACUCGACAAAGAUAUGACAGCUGAAGAGUCAAAGGCGUUCGUCCAGGGAAACCUGUAAAAGUCGACCAAAUGGCUGAUGAAAACUCCAACCGCGACCCUCGCAAGGGAAAGGAGAGGGCAAUGAGUGGGGAUGGGGACACCAGACCCAGAUCGAACUCGGCGCUUCGAAGAGCGUCUGAGAGUUCAAAUAGUGGAAUUAUGGGAGAUGUACAACCUGCAAGCCUUGAAAUGAACUCUCUAAUGGUCACUUUACGAAACCGAGGCUCCCAAGCGAACAAAGCUCUCGUGGGUGCCAACCCGUGGACGCAACAAUCGGCGGAGCAGCUAAGGCUAGAGAACAUGCAACAGGCGAUGCAGGCCUCGCGGGUAGAUCAGGCCAUCAGGCAGCAUCCUAAUAUCCAGGCAGCAAACGUGCUCGCUCGACCCGUGGGGGACGUCGGUGCUUCCACAUCGGCUCGGAGAGAUACGCCUGCACCGUGGCUGAUUCAUUUGACAGCCGCAGCAUUUUCCAGAGCAGAACCAAAAGCUCCAGAUAUCUCCUCGAGGAGUCCAGCACGAGAGCUUCAAGCGCUCCACUUACCGAGAGCAUGUGAGAACGAUACUCUGGUGACCCCUGAAAUUGCGGCGUUCAUAAAAGAGCUCAGAGAGGCGCUGACAGAUGACGAAGGAAAUAUAUUACCGAGAGGCCUGGCGGCUUUGUACAGAGAGAGAAUCGUCAACGACGAGGAUGAAGUGGAGCCGUCCGUGGUCCACUGGUUUGAGAAAGCCGGCGUGCCGCUCAGAUGGGACAGAUUUGGGUAUAGAGCAUUCAUCGGCUACGAACCUCAGCCACAUCCGGAUCGAAGUCCACGAUCUGAGGAGGAAGUAGAUGAACGAUUAUUGGACGUAUGCAACGAUGCAGAGAGUCCCCCUAUGAACAGAUAUGUGAAAAACCUCAGAGCAACCAUGUUCGAUCGGGACGGGAAUUGGAAGCUCGAGAAUUUUGAGAAUCUGCGCAAGGACGGGCUAUUCGACGACGACCACGUCAUUCCGCCCGACAGGGUUCAAGACCUGUUGGAUGCGGGCAUUCCUCUGGGCUCCGAUGCGGAGGGACGCAGGUACCUUGCUUAUUACUGUGGCCUGACCUGCGCGAGAACUGCAGGCCUGGGGCAGGGGUUCAACUUCUGGCGGAAGAAGAGGGACAGCAGCCGGUCAGGGGCGGUCCACCCGUCCACUUACAGGGGAGCCAGGCUACUCCUGGAGCUGCCACCUCCGCCCGACAAUCUUGACCUGGCACAUCUGGAUCACAGAACGAGAUAUUAUAUUUGUCUCCUGAAGAGGGGCCUCAUCGACGAAAAAGGACAAAUCAUCGCCGGGGGCAUAACGGAGUUGCGUCGAUGUUGCAUUGUCAGCGAGGACGGGAGAAUUACGCCGUCCUUCAUUCCCUGGCUGCGGGCUGCGGAAGUCCCGCUGGUUACUGAUACCGUGACCGGGGCCGUCCGCGUGAACGAUGAUGCUGCUCGCAUGGCGGAUCUCAGCAUGCAAGAGCAAGGAGAGGAUCGGCCCGACCCGCCCUCUGCCCUGAACUUGUUGUCUGAAGUCUGCUCGCAAGCCGCUAGAAUUUCCAUAAGCGGUCCACGUCAGCGAGCUAUAGUGGCCAACGUGGCACCGAACCCAGCUGACCAGGCGGGAACCGGAGCGGCUCAGCGGCUCAUGAACCCGAUCGCCGCGGAGGCUCUCGACCGGGUAACGGUGAGAGCUCGCGGUAGACAGUGGAGAGAUCCCGGGCAGCCUGCUGCAGAUCCGAUGGACGUGGAGCAGGCUGAUACCUCAGCCAGCGGAAAUGAGCGCCAGCGGAACCCGGUUGCUGCCCAGCCUCGUCAGCAAACCACCGCAGCCCGGCCGCAUACAACACCGGGUCCAGGCGACUCAGAAAGAGUAGGUCCGGCGAGAGAGCGGUUUCUGUUCGGCCCGGACGUCCCCGGCGGCCCGAGCGGAGCCGAGGCUGCGGGCGGGCCGGACGGAGGGGAGGAACCCGAGAGGGACACGGUGCAGGCGCAACGGGCGGAGGCUGAUCGCGUCCAGCUCCUGCUCCAGCAAAUGGACAUUCUGGACGCACAAGUCCGGAGGGCGACGGGAAGAGGCGCACCCGUCGUGCGAAGUCCGGGUCCACCGGCGACCCAAAACGCCGGGCGAGGAAGAGCUCCGGAUAGGCUCGUCGUAGCACAGGUCGCACCGGGAACUGCAGUCCAGGCCGGCGGACAAUCUGAGAAUCGGCGCAUUCGAAAACGUUCGGAAGAUUUCCCUCAACCACCGGCUCAAUUUCGUCGACUGGAUGAAGCCGGUCAAGGUGUGGGCGUCGACAGAGGUCCUGCGGCUAGAGGAGAUCAAGGCCCUGUUAGAGGAGAUCCUGCGGGCAGAGGAGGAGGUCCUGUAGUGUUUAGAAGAGGUCCUCCGGGCAGAGGAGGUCAGGCAGGUGGUAGAGGUAGAGGACGUGGAGGAGGUGGAGCACGGGGAGGUUGGCGUGCAGGUGGUGGUUUAGGAAGAGGAAGAGGACGAGGAGGACGUGGUGGGGAUGACGGGGCGGGUCCAGGACGUGGUGGAGGGUACCAAGGAGAAGGACAGGGACGUGGUAGAGGAGGCGAGGGAGGUGGUCAUGAAGACGACGGCGAGACUGAUGCCGACGUUGAGGGCUACGGCGGGGACGACGAGCCGCUCGACACUCAGAGCCAGGGGCUACACGAUGCUCGAGGCACUGCAAGCGGUCCUGGGGGUCCAGUAGAUGACGACAGCGACGAGGACAACGUGCCGCUCGCAAUUCGUAUGCAGAGGCUGGCUCGUGAACGCGCUGCAAGAGGUCCUGCGGGUCGAGGACGAGGAGGAGGAGGAGGUGGUGGAGGAGGAGGAGGUGCGAGUCCUGGUGCUGGAGGAGGCAGGGGAGGAGGGGGUCGAGGUGGUGGAGGAGGUGGGAGUCCUGGUGGUGGAGGAGGAGGUAGAGAUGUCGACGGCGAGACGGAUGGCGACGUUGACAUUGAUGGCGACGAAGAAGACGAAGAGCAGCGAAAAGUGAGACAAGAGCAGGACAUGGCGGCCCUUGGAGUUAAUGAGGAGGAAUUUGAGCAGAUGGACGCAGACGAUGAUGUGAUUCACUUGGGAAGUGCUGAUCCACCUGUACCUAGAAUUGUCGGAUGGGGAAAAUUUAUCGUGAGAAAUCCAGAUUAUGUUCAAGUCGAUCAUCUACCACCUGCAAUAAGAAACCAGAUCCCGAAUCGCCCAGAUCCACAGAUUGCAUGCAAUCCAAAUUUUCCCGCAUGGUCUGAUCGGCUUCAACCUCGAUGGGUUAGCGAUGUUGGUGUCUUAACGAUACGCAUGGUGUCUGAGAUGUUUCCCAUUAACACGAUCAUAUCACUUAAACUCCUUCGAAUUCUCGUAAUUGCAAGGAAAAGUAUUAGCAAUCGUAAGCAGCUUUACAGAUGCAGAUUAAAUAUUCACUUGAAAAACAGUGGAAUUUGCGUUUCAAUUCGGAACACCAGAGACGAGGCCUGUCCAUGCUGGGGCGUACAAAUCGGCCAAAACCGAUAUGAUAAACAAGGCCCAAUUCUUUACAAGCGGGCUGUCACAGCGAUAGUAUGUGAUUUUAUUCGUGGUACUCCCCAGCAUCCGCCACCAAAAUUGUCGGUUGAACAUAAGAGCUUGUAUUUUUCGUUGAUGUACCAUCAAGGAACUAGGCCACCAAAUCUUCCAGAUAUGGGCCAACAGUACCACUGUCAGAUUAGCCCAGAGAUGUUGCAGGACUUUGCUCGUGGAACAGGGCUUGACCUCGACUUGGUUCUUAGAUACAACGAACUUUGGGCACAUAUUAUAUAUCAGCUGAUAACAUUGUCGCAAGCGGUGUUAUUAUUGGAAACUCAAAUGAACUACAACACCCUUCAAGCGAAUUUCUCUGAAAUCCAGGAUUACAUGGACAGCAUCGGAGAAAUAAACAGUUACCACGAAUUCCCGCUAGAAUCGCGGCUGGAAUGGUCUCUCAUAGCGGAAGAACUAGGAAUGAUGCCAAUAUUCACUCAAAUAAUGGAUUGGUAUGUACAAAGACACGCGAUAGAGAGGGGCCGUUUGGAGUACAGAAGACAGUUUGAUGCGGAGCGAGAGCAUACAGUGUUACUCUCAGCUGAACGAAUAUAUUAUGAGUUAUGCUACGAUGAUCGCUAUCCGCGAACACUACUGCCCCCUCCGCCUGCUCCGGGAGAACAGCCUACAACGGGCAUAUAAAAAUCCGAAGCGGCCCGAGGUAUAAAUUCUGGCCGAUCCAAACCCUCAUCAUGUUCUACCUCUCCAGAAAUCCCAUCUUUAUGCAGACGGUAGUCAGCAUCUUUUGUCACUUGCUGACAGCAUUCCGAACCUACUGCACAUACUGCUUGAUCUGAAUCCUCCUAAUCUUCAGUGAAGGUGGUGCUACUUGAUUUUGUGAACAGCUACAUAAAGGUCUGUUGGUUGUCUUUUUCUGCUCAUUGUUCGUGAGCCACUGGAAGAAGCAGCACAAUACAGUCCGAGCAAGUUGCUUUCCUUCAUCCGAUCCAUUCUCAGUCUUUGCAGCUAAUGUUCUGACUAUAAGAUUCACCGAGCAGUUUUUGCAUAUCGAAGGAAUACCUGAUGAGCUCAAACUCCCCGAGAUUUCACCUCAGGCCACCGAGCUGGCUUCCACAUCGAGGAAACCUUGGUUGUUUUCUACUUCCUGGGAGCUUCAGGCUACGCCUCGAUGAAAUAGGUACAUCUCUUCACGGACUAGGAACUACAAAACAGACUAAAUAUCUUCAUCUGUUCGAUUACCUCACUUGACCUGCUUCAGUAACAAUUCUAGCUGUAGGCAGGCAGACCUUUUAGAUUCUCUAUCGUAGACUGUUUUUGACCUGUUUUUGCAUAAUAACUCUAAAGCACUUGAGAUUCCUUAAAGAUAAGUCUGAUUUAUUCAGGGUCAUGGAUAAAGAUAA
This is a messenger RNA of Marchantia polymorpha subsp. ruderalis, 5803 nucleotides long. The record is from the annotation of a GenBank genome assembly. NCBI's taxonomy places the organism in Eukaryota, Viridiplantae, Streptophyta, Marchantiopsida, Marchantiales, Marchantiaceae.